AUGGCGCUUCACCCCCCACAAGGUGACAAGCUCAUCUUCGCCCCCGGAGGCUCCGGUGCGCAGGGCGCGCAAGCGGCCCAGUUCACGCUGGGGACGCUCUCCCGCGCAGACCUCGACGGCAGCUCUCCGAUCCCGCAGUUCCACCGGUGGUUCUCGGAGGCGCAGGACGCGAUCCGGGCGCAGGGCGCGGGGGCGGCGACGGCGACGGCCGAGUCGUGCACGCUGUCGACGGCCGAGCUGCCGUCGGGGCGGGUGUCGUCGCGGAUGGUGUAUCUCAAGGAGCUCGACGCGCGGGGCGGCUACGUGCUCUACUCCAACUUUGGCACGUCGCGCAAGGCGGCGGACCUCGCGACCAACGCGCACGCGGCGCUCUGCUUCUACUGGCCGGCGCUGCAGCGCCAGGUCCGCGUCGAGGGCGCCGCCGCCCGCCUCUCGAGCGCCGAGAGCCAGGCGUAUUUUGACACGCGCGCCCGCGGCAGUCGCAUCGGCGCGUGGUCGAGCCGCCAGAGCGCCGUGUUGGUGCCCGCGCCGCGGGACGGUGCCGAUGACGACGGCCGCGCGCAGCUGGAGGCCUGGGUGGCCGAGACGGAGAGGCGCUUCGAGGGCCAGGAUGUGAUCCCGGUGCCGGAGUUUUGGGGCGGGCUGCGGCUUGUGCCGACCAGGGUCGAGUUUUGGCAGGGCCGUGACAGCAGGCUGCAUGAUCGGUUUGUGUAUGAGCGGGUAAAUGAGAAUGAUGAGUGGGUGCUCAGCAGGCUGAGUCCUUAG
Molecule: messenger RNA, 765 nt
Organism: Cordyceps militaris CM01
Lineage: Eukaryota; Fungi; Ascomycota; Sordariomycetes; Hypocreales; Cordycipitaceae
Product: pyridoxamine 5'-phosphate oxidase
Exons: 2
Coding region: 1-765 (254 amino acids)
Biological process (GO): pyridoxine biosynthetic process
Molecular function (GO): pyridoxamine phosphate oxidase activity; FMN binding
Source: RefSeq, a predicted model, not a curated record